This is a messenger RNA of Hyaena hyaena (striped hyena), 3990 nucleotides long. RefSeq names its product LanC like 2 (gene LANCL2). The record is from RefSeq and is a predicted model, not a curated record. Bases 235 to 1596 code for a protein of 453 amino acids. Lineage: Eukaryota; Metazoa; Chordata; Mammalia; Carnivora; Hyaenidae. Gene Ontology annotation, biological process: carbohydrate metabolic process; peptide modification. The transcript is spliced from 9 exons. Gene Ontology annotation, cellular component: plasma membrane.
CCCGGAGAGGCUCCAGCCCGCCCCGAAGCCCCGCCGGUCCUCGCAGCUGGCGGCCUUCGUAAAGGAAGCCCUCUCCUAGCGCCGCGCGGGGCCGCGGGGCGAGGCGGCGGCGGCGCGCGCGCGCCCGGGCUCCCAGAGCGGUGCUCGAAGCGAAGCGCCGCGGCAGGAGGUUUGUCCCCGCCCGCACGCCGUGCCGCGCGGCCCUGGUGGUGGGGCAGAGGGCGCGCGGCGGAGAUGGGCGAGACCAUGUCAAAGAGACUGAAGAUCCACCUGGGCGGGGAAGCGGAGAUGGAGGAGCGGGCGUUCGCCAAUCCCUUCCCGGACUACGAGGCCGCGGCCUCGGCGGGGCUCGCCGCCGGAGCGGCCGAGGAGACGGGCUGUGCUCACCCCCAGCCCGCCGCCGACGAGCUCAGCCUCCCUUUUCACAACGACGGAAAGAUCAUUCAUAAUUUCGCAAGGCGAAUCCAGACCAAAAUCAAAGAUCUGCUGCAGCAAAUGGAAGAAGGUCUCAAGACAGCUGACCCGCAUGACUGCUCUGCGUACACUGGUUGGACAGGCAUAGCCCUUUUAUACCUGCAGCUGUACCGGGUCACCUGUGACCAGACCUACCUGCUCCGAUCCCUGGAUUAUGUCAAGAGAACACUCCGGAACCUGAGCGGCCGCCGGGUCACGUUCCUGUGUGGAGAUGCCGGACCCCUGGCAGUAGGAGCUGUGGUGUAUCAUAAACUCAAAAGUGACUGCGAGUCCCAGGAAUGCAUCACAAAACUUCUGCAGCUCCAGAAGACGAUUGUGUGCAGAGAUUCGGACCUUCCCGAUGAGCUGCUCUAUGGACGGGCGGGUUACCUGUACGCCUUACUCUACCUGAACACGGAGAUCGGCCCGGGCACCGUGUGUGAGUCGGCCAUCAAAGAGGUAGUCGAUGCCAUUAUUGAAUCAGGCAAGACUCUGUCACGGGAAGAGAGGAAGGCUGAGCGCUGUCCCCUGUUGUAUCAGUGGCACCGGAAGCAGUACGUUGGGGCAGCGCAUGGCAUGGCCGGAAUCUACUACAUGUUAAUGCAGCCAGCAGCAAAAGUGGACCAAGAAACCUUGACAGAAAUGGUAAAACCCAGUAUUGAUUACGUACGCCACAAAAGAUUCCGAUCCGGGAAUUACCCGUCAUCGUUGAGCAAUGAGACCGACCGCUUGGUCCACUGGUGCCACGGUGCCCCGGGCGUCAUCCACAUGCUCAUGCAGGCUUACAAGGUCUUCAAGGAGGAGAAGUACUUGAAAGAUGCCAUGGAGUGCAGUGAUGUGAUUUGGCAGCGAGGUUUGCUUCGGAAGGGCUAUGGGAUCUGCCACGGGACAGCUGGGAACGGCUAUUCUUUCCUAUCCCUGUACCAUCUGACGCAGGAUAAAAAGUAUCUCUACCGAGCUUGCAAAUUUGCAGAGUGGUGUCUAGAAUACGGAGCACAUGGGUGCCGCAUUCCUGACAGACCUUAUUCUCUCUUUGAAGGCAUGGCUGGGGCGAUUCACUUUCUAUCCGACAUCCUGGUACCAGAGACCUCACGGUUUCCAGCAUUUGAACUUGCCCCUUCGCAGAAGGAUACAAAGAUGUAAAGAGACUAAGACGCCUGUUUAGACCAAAAUCCAGAUUGCUAGUGCCUGACACAGAGCCAACUGUGGAUCCCGAAGAAGGAAAAAAAAAAAAAAGAAGAAGCCGACACCUUCACCCCCCAGACCCUCCCUUUGUUGCCGAGAACCUCGAGUUAUAGAGCAUGAGCGACAGAAACCCUCCCUCCGGCAUUCCAUGACAGUGUCCCCUCCCUGGCGUCAAAUACGAAUUCCUCACGUCGAGCCCUGUGUAGCAUUUGCAUGUCUCUUGGUGUGUGUCGUCUGCAGACGUUAAGUCGUGCUGAACAGAAAGCCCUUCUCUUCCCGUGAGCCCGGAGCUGACCGCGCACUCGUGUGUAACAUUUAACGUGAGGGCCCUGUGUCCUGACUGACAGGGAACAGUCAGGUGGUGUGUCUCGCCCACAUCAGAAAGAACAUCUAAGGGGACGUCCUAGUGACACUUUGUCAGCGUUUUCCACGCGUACAUGUCAGACAAGCGUGAAGGAAACCCCACUCCAAGAACGGGGGUGCGCCUCUGCACCGGGUCUCAGCCGCUCCCGCUGGUGUUUUGUGUUCACCUUCUUGCUUUUAAGAGGCCCAAGGGCAUGCGUUGCCCUCCCCCUGGGGCCAUGUUCCCAGCAGGGGUCUCCGGCCCCUGUGGGAAGUUCCAGAGGCUCCUUGCAACCCCAAGCAGCGGGGCCCCGGGGAGUGGACUUCACAUCAGAGGACAUUCAAGGGAAGCCUUUUUGUGACCCGGUUGUAAAUCAAGUAGCCGUGACUAAGUAUUGGCACUUCUAGGUUUUGGUUUAUUAUAAAAACACACUGCAUCUCAGUUUUAUCAACAUUAUAACUUACUAGAAGUUCGGUGGAUACAAAUUCCAGAUGGUGAUAAGCAGAAACAUACUCAGCCGUUCCCAUGUCCCCACAAUUAAACUUAUUUCAAAAUUUGGUAAGUUAUCACAGUAUAAAUUUGGUGAGUGAAAUCUCACAUUUGAUGAAAUAUGUUAAGCGUAAAAGGCCAGCCUGCAUUUACGCAGACGGGGAACAUAGUGUUCUAACCCAGAAAAUGACGGUGUUUGUCCAACAUGUUUUAUCUAUAAAAAAAAAAGGGGCAUUAUUUUGGGCUGCCAUACCCUCAAUAAUUCUAGCACAUGGAUUUCAGUUUUUAGAAGAGUUUUGUCAUCACAGUAUGAGUAGCCUAGGGCUUUAUACAUGCUUCUCACCUUGUGAGCCGAGGCAUGGGUCAUAAAGACAAAGCAGGUUUCUCGGGUCAUCCGGUCCGGGUCUGUAAGGAACCAUCCAGUCCUUUAUCAGCCCUCGUGUCCUAUCCUUUCAUAAAGGAGCAUGAAUACCUGUGGAGCAGACAGACCUCCUUCACGCACAUGCGGUUCUCAGGGUGGCGUCAAGCCUUACCUGUGGGGCCAGCACCUAACGUGACCUUCGGUUUCUAGAUGAGGCCCCGUGGGUCCUUUGUCGCACACACUUGUUUCUAACCCAAUGCUGUUUUCUCUCAAACUAGGUUGGUGGCUUCCAUGGGUAUAAGUUCUUAUGGUUCUGUUUUAACCAGCUUCCCGGCCUGCUCGUGAACUUCCCAGGCACGAUAGGCUGUCCUCAACCAGUUGAGGGGGGCAGUGUUUGGUAGGAGAGCUCACCGGCUCUCAGAGCCCAGCCGAACAGCCCUGCCCCCCCCUUGCCCCCCCACCCCCCAGCCAUGCACACGGUCGCCUAUGAGGUCUGGCCUGCCUCGUCCGUGGCGGCGCUCUAGGCUUCGGCUGAAAGCUCUGUCAGGAAGCCAGCGGGACCGCACAGGGGCUGUGCCUGUCUUGCCAGAGGGAGCGCGUGGAAGCCCUGGUUCUGGCCACGUGUCUCCAAACCAGAGACAGCAAGGGUGCCUCAGCUGGGUGUCCCACCAGGUCUGAAAAGUAAGCAUGAGGAUGAGGCCACUUUCUGAUGAACAGACCGAAGGAAAGAUAAAAUAUUUGUGGAAUAAACAGAGAUCUCAUUUCCGGGCUUCAUUUUCAACCCAGCAGGGUUGACACCGUCCGACUUGCCCACGAGGUGUGCACAGUUGUCCGCCCACUUCCCGGUGUCUGACACUCCACCUCUGCGUGAGGACGGUUCCAGCCCUCAGUCCCCGAAGGCGCAGGAGAGAUGGCAUCUACGCCAGGGAGCGGAGGGCUUGCAGGAGUCCCCUUACUAGUUCUGUGUUCUGAAUUCAGAUCUCAAAACAUCUCACAGUGAUUUCUUGAUUUCUUUGUGUCCUCCAAAAUGUCUGAAUUAAAAAAAAAAAAAUGUGUAUGCACAGUACCGUUUUAAAAUUUGAACGAAAAAAUAGUUGAUGUCAGAAAAAGUGUGUGGGGUUCUUUGAUUUUGUCAGUAAAGACAGUUUUGUGACAGUGA